CAAACGUUUCUUACUUGUUCAACCAGUCGGCGCUGUUCGCUCCAAACACAGCCGUCCCCCUGUUCAGUACACAUGUGCUUCCGUAAAUGAGAACCGCAAAGCGAAGCGCGCCCCUGCCGUGAAAUGUCGCGCUUGAGGUUUGUGAUCGCUAAUGCGAGUGCACAAGAGGAGGUUAUGUAUUCAAAAAGAACGGGUUGUUGAUACGGCGUGAGAAAGCAAUCCGGGGAGACAGAAAUUGAUUUUAUUCGCAUUCAGUGGCGCACCUCUUAUGGCAUCAUUUAGCGCUACAGUUUCUGGAGGAGCUCACAUUGACAUUGAACCUGGUCCAGACAUUCAUAUCUGUGGUGCCUGUAAACAAGCAUAUAAUAACUUUGAUCUGUUUGUUGCUCAUAAGCAGAAUGAGUGUCAGAUGCCUUCAGAUACUCCUCCAGCUCCCAGCGUUGUUCAGACGAUUGCAGAAACCAGUCCAGAAUUUAGUUUUGAAGAGACAUGCCAGCCAUGUAUGCCCAAUGACAAUAAGAAGGCUCAAACUAAAUCACAGAUAGCAUCUUUGAAAAAGGUUCGGCCCACAGUCACAGCAAAGAAAAUGGCCUGCUCCUUUCCAGGUUGUUCCUUUAAAACUCACUAUGGACAGAAGGAUAUGGAAAGACAUUUAAAGACACACACAGGAGAGAAGCCCUUUGUAUGUGAUGUAUGCAGCAAACGUUUCAGCCGAAAGGAUAAAUUGACAAUGCACAGUCGCUCACACACAGGAGAAAAGCCUCACAAGUGCAAAUAUUGCAAUUAUGCUGCGGCUGACAGUAGCAGCUUAAAAAAGCAUCUUAGGAUUCAUUAUGAUGAGCGGCCUUUUAAGUGUCAGAUAUGCCCCUAUGCAAGUCGAAACUCCAGCCAGCUAACUGUUCAUCUGCGCUCUCACACUGGAGAUGCUCCUUUUCAGUGUCAUCUUUGUGAAGCAAAAUUCAAAAUUAACUCUGAUCUAAAAAGACACAUUCGCAUCCACUCUGGGGAGAAGCCUUAUAAAUGUGAAUACUGUGAAUAUAGAUGUGCAAUGAAAGGAAAUUUGAAAUCACACGUACAACUGAAACACAGCUCAGAGGACACAUUUAAGUGUAACAACUGUGACUUUCAGUGUGGAAAUAAGACUGCCCUCCGACAGCAUGCAAGAGAGCAUCAACAAGGACAACCAUUUAAAUGUUCCAAAUGUAGUUACUCAUGUUCCAACAAAGGGGCCCUGAAAGUACAUGAGAGGAUACAUUCAGAGGACCGACCUUUCAAAUGUGAUUCAUGCAAUUUUGAUACAAAGCAACGUAGCAAUCUUAUUAUGCACAAGAAAAAGUUUCACUCGGAUAAAGUUAAAGUUCGAAGUCAAGGCAAAGGUCGGAAAGCAGAAGACUGCCCCAAGCAGGGCAGUACUCGUUAUCGAGCCAAACUUGAUGCAGCAAAAGCUUUUCAAUGUGACCUUUGUGAAGCAUCAUUUGUCCGAGAAGAUUCAUUGAGAAGUCACAGGAAACAGCACCGGGAUUUACGGGUAAUACCAAGCAAUACUCUAGCAGUUCUGCAGCUCCAGCUACAUCAUGGGGAUCAGCCCAGUUCUCCUUCUCAUCUAAAUCAACUUCAGGUUCCCCUCCAGUCCAACCAGGUUUCUUCUUACAGUGAUGGACAUCUCAAAAUCAUUGUUGGCCAUCAACUAGGUCAUGAAAAUACUUUUCUACAGUCCACUACCAGUGAACACCAGCAUAGCACAGACUCCUUAAGCACAGAUAACCAGGACCACAGUAAACAAGUGAAUGGUACACAGAUUGUACAGCAGGUUAGUAUGAUAUCACCUGUGUCGCAUAUGGCUCCCCGCAGUGAAGUGAACUCGGUGGGUCACCAAACAGUCCUGCUUACACACAUCACUCCAGGGGCAAGUGAUUCUUUACACCAAGCUUUGAUUCAGACAGCCUCUGUUACCUCUCAGGACUCUGGUAGCAACCCAACCUUUAUCACAACAUGCUCUGAUCUUGAAGGCUUAAAUGCACUGAUCCAGGAAGGAGGGACUGAGGUUACAGUUGUAACUGAAGGAAGCCCCAGUGUUUCUGUAUCAUCAUCCACUAUCACAACUCCAUCAAUCAUUUCAUCAUCUGCUCCUCAAGUGUUGACUUCAAAACAGACUGUUGUUGUCCACAGUGGCCCCGUGGCAGAGGAAUACAGCAACAUCAUGGUCCCUUUGUAUCAGUAUCAGUAGUAAGACAACCUCUGGGUGCUAGUCUUGCUAGCCACACAUUUCAAGUCUGCUCAAGAUAAGCUGCAAACCCCCCAAAAGGUUGCACUUCUAUAAAGUUAGAGGAUUAACCAAACGUAUUUGCACCUCAGCCAUGUACAAUGUAGAGAAUAACCUAGAUAUUAGCUGUACCAAAAAUGGAAACUGAAGUAUUAGUAUGUCAGAGAAUUAAAGACUGGUUUUAUUCAUUUUACAGAAAAACAAAAAAUAAUAAUUUAUGUUGUUUUUAUGAGAAUUAUAUUGCAUUGUAUAUUUAAUUGCCAAGUCUUUUUGUCCCAUGCAGUUCAAAAUGAUGCAUAGUCUGGAAAUACAAAGGUAUAAAAAAACAUUUCAAACUGAUAUCUAUUUUGUAUAUGUUGCCAAGAAAAAUAUAUUUUACUAGAAAGAUUGUCCUUCAUUUAAUAGUGUUUCUGUAAACUUUAUAUGCAAAAUGUAAUGCCCAUGCAAAAAAUGGCUUCAAUGUGCAGUACAUUUCACAUACAUUCUGGUUUUUGUAAGAAUGAACAUAUAUAUUAUGUAAGUACAAAUCCCAAAACAGCCCUUGACUUGUAUUGAUGCAUUUCUACCGGUACAUAUAGUAGUAACACUGACAGAACCACAGAAACAUUUGCGGGAUCUCUCUGUCCUGCUUGUCUACAAAAACACCUUCAGAGUAAAUAAAAGGCAUAUUACCGAAAUUAAUACAUGAUUUUUUAAAUGAUUAAAGCUUUUGUAUUACUUUGCUUAUACUUUGUAUGCUACAACCCUGUGCAGAUGAAUUAAAUAACAUUAUAUUGUAUUUGAA
This is a messenger RNA of Polypterus senegalus (gray bichir), 3047 nucleotides long. RefSeq names its product zinc finger protein 64 homolog (mouse) (gene zfp64). The record is from RefSeq and is a predicted model, not a curated record. Gene Ontology annotation, molecular function: RNA polymerase II cis-regulatory region sequence-specific DNA binding; DNA-binding transcription factor activity. NCBI's taxonomy places the organism in Eukaryota, Metazoa, Chordata, Cladistia, Polypteriformes, Polypteridae. Bases 269 to 2227 code for a protein of 652 amino acids. The transcript is spliced from 6 exons. Gene Ontology annotation, biological process: regulation of transcription by RNA polymerase II.